Molecule: messenger RNA, 1811 nt
Organism: Ilyonectria robusta
Lineage: Eukaryota; Fungi; Ascomycota; Sordariomycetes; Hypocreales; Nectriaceae
Product: P-loop containing nucleoside triphosphate hydrolase protein
Exons: 2
Coding region: 50-1693 (547 amino acids)
Cellular component (GO): nucleolus
Molecular function (GO): GTP binding
Source: RefSeq, a predicted model, not a curated record
CACCUAUCCGGCCCAGUCAAGCUGAUAUCUUCACGCAAACUGAUCCAAAAUGGCCGGCUCAAUCAACAAGCCCAAGAAGCCCACGUCCAAGCGCGGGACCACUCGUCUUCGCAACAAGAUCGUGAAGGCAUCGGCCGCCAAGCAAAAGAAGCAGCGCAAGCUCGCGAAGAAGAACCCAGAAUGGCGAUCAAAACUCAAGAAGGACCCGGGAAUCCCUAACCUCUUCCCCUACAAGGAGAAGAUUCUCCAGGAGAUUGAGGAGAAGCGCGUGAAGAAGGCCGAGGAUGCGCAGAAGCGGAAAGAGAUGGCCAAGGCCGCCAAGACGGGUGGUGCCAAAACCGAGCAAGUCAUGGAGGACGUCGACCUCGCGGAGGAUGACGUGGAGGAUAUGGACGAGGACGAAAUGGACGAAGAUGUGGAUGAGUCUAACCCCAUGGCCGCCCUCAUCGCCAGCGCUCGUGCUGCUGCAGCCAAGUAUGACCGACAGCUUGCCGACGACGAGGAUAUGGAUGAGGACGACGAGAGCGACGCUGGCAACGACCGUGGUGGUGAAAUGCCCAUCGCACAGGCCUCCUCGCGGAAAACUUACGACAAGGUCUUCAAGAAUGUUGUCGAGCAAGCCGAUGUCGUCCUGUACGUCCUCGACGCUCGCGAUCCCGAGGCCACUCGCUCGCGCGAAGUCGAGCGUAGUGUCAUGGCUGCCGCAUCUGGCGGCAAGCGACUCAUCUUGAUCCUCAACAAGGCCGAUCUCAUUCCUCCCAAGGUCCUGCGAGACUGGCUCGUCUACCUUCGCCGCUACUUCCCCACCCUACCUCUCAGGGCCUCCAACGCCGCUUCCAACGCCCACACAUUCAACCACCGCGACAUCACUGUCCAGAGCACAUCCGCCGCUCUCUUCAAGGCCCUGAAGAGUUUCGCCGCCAGCCGCCAGUUGAAGCGCGCCGUAUCUGUCGGUGUCAUUGGAUAUCCCAACGUGGGCAAGAGCUCCGUUAUCAACGCGCUCCUCUCAAGGAUGAGCGGAAAGGCUCCCACCUCCAACAAGGCCUGCCCCGCGGGCGCCGAGGCUGGCGUCACCACAAGCAUCCGGUCCGUCAAGAUUGACAGCAAGCUCACUCUCCUGGACUCACCUGGUGUUGUCUUCCCGUCUUCCUCCUCGACCCAGUCUGCCGGCCUUGUGUCCUUGAAGAACGCCACUGAGGCGCAUGCCCACCUCGUUCUCCUCAACGCCAUCCCCCCUAAGCAGAUCGAAGACCCCAUCCCUGCCGUCUCUUUGCUCCUCAAGCGUCUCUCUGCGACCCCCGACCUCAUGCAGAAGCUCACCGCCGUCUACGACAUUCCCGCGCUUCUGCCCAGCCGGACCGACGGCGAUACCACAACCGACUUCCUCGUCCAGGUCGCUCGUAAGCGUGGCCGCAUCGGCCGAGGCGGCAUCCCCAACAUCAAUGCCGCCGCCAUGACGGUCGUGACUGAUUGGCGUGAUGGCCGUAUCCAGGGCUGGGUUGACGCUCCCACUCUGGCUGUGGAGUCCAGCACUACCCCGGCUAAGUCUGGCCUGAAGAACGCUGGCGAGGACGAGGUUGCGGCUGACCAGAAGGAGAUCGUCACCGAGUGGGCGGCCGAGUUCAAGCUUGAUGGCUUGUGGGGUGACGAUGCUGUUGACACCGCUGACAAUGCGGAGGUUAUGGGGCAGUGAGGAUAGUUUGGUGCUUCUAAAAAUGACGGACGGUGCAUGAAUUGUUCAUAGGAUAGUUUGGCGUUCCAAGGUUGGCUGGUAAUACGGAUUAGACCGUGCAUAUACCUUCAUAAAACAU